Camelina sativa (false flax) is the source of this 1872-nucleotide messenger RNA. RefSeq lists its product as uncharacterized. NCBI's taxonomy places the organism in Eukaryota, Viridiplantae, Streptophyta, Magnoliopsida, Brassicales, Brassicaceae. The record is from RefSeq and is a predicted model, not a curated record.
UUCUCCGUAAUGAUAUGACAUGUAUGCCGUUUUAUAUUAAAUAAAACGACACGCGUUGUUAUUUUAAGAGACGGAAACGGCAACAAAAAAGAGUAUAGCUGUUUCGUCCUUCCUUCAUCGCUUCGUCUCUUCGUCUGUGAAAUCGAACCACCGGGAAUGAAAGUGAAUUGAAAAAGUUGAAAAAUUUGAAGUUUUACUAACCUAAUUGACCAUUCCUGAACAACCCAAUUCGAGAAACGGAAUCUACGAGCGAGAGAGUGCGGAUUUCUCUGAAAAACCCUAACAUUGCUUGGUUGAGUUAGCAACAACAAUGGCACUGUCGCAGUGGAAGGAAGCUAUACUCGAAGGGAUCUUCAUGGAGAUUGAAGAUGGUGUUGUGGAGGAGAAGAACCUCGAGCGGUUAGAGAAUCUAGUUGAGAUUCUACACAAAGAAGGUUCUAAGGUACCCGAAUCAGUCAAGAAAGCGUUUUGUAAAGUUGCUGUGGAGUGCACGGCGAAGUGUCUCGCUUAUGAGAAAGAUGCAAAAAAGGCUUAUACUGAAGCAAUUAGAUCCAUAUGGGUCUGUAGGAUUAUGCCUUUAUGCGAUAAGGUUAGUUGUUUGGUUACUAGUGACCUCUUGAAUAGCUGUCGAAGAUUAUGGACGGCCCACAGUGACGAAAAGACUUGUAAGAGUUUGAUGGAUGAGAAUACGAGAGACAAAGCUUUGGUUAGUUUGAGGACGGUUGUUUCUGAGUUGAAUCCCAACCUUGUUGGGGAGUUGAAUCCUAACAUGGAUGCAUCGGACGAGAUUGAAACUAGUGAAGAGUCUGAAGAGACAGUGUCAAUGGUCGAAGCAAGAGAGAAUGAGGUCCUUAAAAAAAAUAGUAUGGCGUCUAAAGCUAUGGAUGAAGACCAAGAGAACCUCUCAGAUACUGAACUGGAAAGACCCACUUCUGGAGGGUCAAAAGAUGAAUCUUUGCACCGUCGAUACAAGACCAUUUCAUCUGCAAUUGUUGACAGAGCGCUCAGAAAGCUUAGAGCUAGUAAAAUGGAGCUGAUGGAAGCUUUAGAAAAAGGAGGGCCGUCAAAUUUAAACAAUGAGUCGAUUACAGAACAAGAAAAUGAUGUUGCUAAUCCUUCUGGAACAAACAUUGCACCAAGGCCUAGCUCGAUGGAGCGACGUACCACAGCACAGACUUAUGAAUGGGAAGACUCCAUUGAUGAUUCCGAUGGGGAACUGGGUGGUGAUGGUGAAAGGAAUAAUAAACCAAAACGUAAAAAAAUUGUCAUGUCUCCUUUGAAGAGAAACCGAAGUGCAGAAGGUGCUAGGAGGAAGAAAGUCCCGUGGUGUACUGCAGAAACGCUGGCCGUACUGAAAGGCUUUGAAAAGUAUGGUGCAAACUGGAAGCGGAUCAAAGAUGAGAAUCCUAUUCUAGUUCGUAGAACUAAUGGUGAUAUUAAAGAUAAAUUUCGAGUUGAGAUGAGGCGUGAAGAGCGCCGUCCUUGAGUAGGUGAGUUAAAUAUAUACAUAGUCUUAAGACCUUCAAUGAAGUAAAACACUAAUACUUUACUACACUAAUACUUCAUUUGCAUCUCAGUUCCCCAAAUCGAAAGUGUGUAGGUAGGAAAAAGAUGAUAUGAACUCUCACAAACAGUGAGCUUAAGUUCUUAGAACCCAAUAGUCACGCUGAUUUCACAAGUUAGUUUUGAAGGGAAACUCUACCUGUGAGCAUAUAUGUAUAGUGCUGCUUACUAUCAACAUUACCACUUUACCAUGUAAUGGAAAUGUGAUAUAGAAGGGCUAAUUUGUAUAUAUCGAUGGGUUUUAUGGUUCUAUAAUUUUGACUGUUCAUGUUCUGAGUUGAUAGUAACAUUAGCAAACCAACGUGCAAA